AUGUCCCAGCCAGAGGCCGAUUUUCGUGCCCAGUUUGGCAACUGGACGUCAAGAAAUAGUACCAGGGGGCCUCAAUUGUCCUCCUGGACAGACUACGUCAGGUCAAGCGCAAACGACCUAUAUGAGUCCCUCCCCACAUACAACAACCCAGCAGUGCCUACUCCACAACAGGAACCUUCAUGGUUUAAAUUGAGCAGGUUUGAGAAGAUCGUUGGCUUUGGAUGCUGCUUAGCUGCUUCCAUCUUCUGCUUCGUCUUCAGUUUCUUCAUUUUCCCCGUGCUUGCGCUCAAUCCAAGAAAGUUUGCUUUGCUUUGGACUAUGGGAUCCUUUUUAUUCGUCAUUUCCUUUGGCAUUUUGCAAGGCCCUUACUCAUACAUUAGACACCUCACAAGCCGAGAUAGGUUUGUAUUCUCCGGCAUUUUUUUCGGUUCUGUCUUCCUCACCAUGUACUGUGCUCUCAUUCUUCAGAGUACCAUAUUGACCCUCAUUGCCAGUAUUGUGGAGGUCAUUGCAAUUGCAUACUACAUCAUAAGCUACUUUCCCUUCGGUGCCACUACCUUGACGUGGUUCACAAGCUACAUGGUCGGCUACUUUGGUGGAUUCUUCUCCGCCUUAUUCUGA
Messenger RNA from Candidozyma pseudohaemuli, 621 nucleotides. It is a transcript of the gene SFT2, whose product is annotated as Sft2p. Gene Ontology annotation, cellular component: membrane. The coding region runs from base 1 to 621 and encodes 206 amino acids. The transcript has a single exon. The record is from RefSeq and is a predicted model, not a curated record. Gene Ontology annotation, biological process: vesicle-mediated transport. Lineage: Eukaryota; Fungi; Ascomycota; Pichiomycetes; Serinales; Metschnikowiaceae.